Messenger RNA from Fibroporia radiculosa, 1632 nucleotides. RefSeq lists its product as uncharacterized. NCBI's taxonomy places the organism in Eukaryota, Fungi, Basidiomycota, Agaricomycetes, Polyporales, Fibroporiaceae. Gene Ontology annotation, molecular function: oxidoreductase activity, acting on paired donors, with incorporation or reduction of molecular oxygen; heme binding; iron ion binding. The transcript has 14 exons. Bases 1 to 1632 code for a protein of 543 amino acids. The record is from RefSeq and is a predicted model, not a curated record.
AUGAAUGGGGCAGAUCCUAAGCUCCUAGCUGUAGUCUUGGGUCUUACUUUCGUAACAUGGCGCUUUUUUAGCCGUAGGGCAAGUAAGAGCAUUUUAGACAAGAUUCCCGGGCCUCCUUCGGAUUCAUUCUGGGCGGGGAACAUGCGCCAAUUUGAUGCUCGUGAUGGAAUGGAAUUUCAGAGGCGAGUGGCAUUGGAUUAUGGACCAGUGUCAAAAAUACAUGGUCUUUUUGGACAACCUAUUUUGUACGUUUCCGACCCGAAAGCGCUGCAAUCUAUAAUUCUCAAGGAAGAGCAUAUUUUCCAAGAACCUCACUCGUUCAUUGUAACCAAUGGUAUUAUAUUUGGGCCAGGUUUACUUUCAUCACUUGGCGAGGCGCAUCGCAAGCAGAGAAAGCUGCUUAAUCCAGCCUUCUCCACUAACCACAUGCGUUUGAUGCUACCUAUAUUCUAUCGCGUUGUUCAUAAGCUUCGAGAUGCUAUUUCAACACAAGCCAAGGAUGGGCCUGAAGAAGUUGACAUACUGAAUUGGAUGGGACGUACUGCUCUUGAGCUAAUUGGACAAGGUGGCCUAGGAUACUCGUUUGACCCUCUUGUUGAGGACGUACAAAACGAGUACGGUAAUGCUCUGAAAGACUUGUUCCCAAGUUUGCAGCCUCUGAACACCUUCAUCCAUCUUGUUCCCUUAGUUGCAAAUAUCGGCCCUGCCUGGUUCAGAAGAUCAGUGACAAGUUUAAUUCCUUCUCGCCAACUCCAGAGGGUUCGAACCAUUGUAGAUACUAUGAGCGCUAAAUCUUCGGAAAUUUUUACUCUGAAGAAAGCGGCAAUUCGAGAGGGUAGUGAGUCACUUGUGCAACAAGUUGGAGAAGGCAAAGAUAUCAUGAGUCUUCUUAUCAAGGCAAAUGCAAUGACGUCGGAAUUGGAUCGCUUACCCGAGGAUGAACUCAUUGCUCAGAUGUCUACUCUUGUUCUCGCGGCGGUUGAUACGACAUCGAAUGCAUUAUCGCGUAUUCUGCACAUCCUGGCGGAGCGUAAGGAUGUACAAGACAAAUUGCGGAAGGAAAUUCUCGAGGCGAAUGCAGGUGAAGGGCUGUCUUACGAUGAGUUGGAUCAGCUGCCAAUCCUGGACAGUGUUUGCAGAGAGACGCUGCGAGUCUAUCCACCAGCACCAAUCAUAUUCCGCCAAGCAUACCAAGACACGGUAUUACCCCUAUCUGAGCCGAUAAUUGGUACAGAUGGUAGCUCGAUCAACGAAAUUCCCAUCCCAAAAGGCACAUUGCUCAUUGUGGGCGUCCUGGGCUGUAAUGCAAGCAAGGCACUCUGGGGAGAAGAUGCACGCGAAUGGAAACCUGAACGUUGGCUCUCUCCGCUGCCAGAUACUGUCACAAAGAAUUCCGUUCCUGGUGUCUACUCAAACUUAAUGACUUUCCUUGGUGGCAAGCGGGGAUGCAUUGGAUUCAAAUUCUCCGAAAUGGAAAUGAAGGUUGUAUUAUCGACCCUACUAUCCAGUUUCGGAUUCAACCUCGCCAAGAAGCCGAUUGAAUGGAAUGUUGCAGCAGUGCAAUAUCCCACCGCAGGGAAAGACAGCGGAGUGCCUGCGAUGCCGCUCGAGGUGGAAUUGCUGAAGGCAUAG